Messenger RNA from Talaromyces marneffei, 3246 nucleotides. RefSeq lists its product as uncharacterized. The transcript is spliced from 6 exons. NCBI's taxonomy places the organism in Eukaryota, Fungi, Ascomycota, Eurotiomycetes, Eurotiales, Trichocomaceae. Gene Ontology annotation, biological process: cytosolic ribosome assembly. The coding region runs from base 1 to 3246 and encodes 1081 amino acids. The record is from RefSeq and is a predicted model, not a curated record. Gene Ontology annotation, cellular component: cytosol; ribonucleoprotein complex. Gene Ontology annotation, molecular function: ribosome binding; GTPase activity; GTP binding.
AUGCCCGUGGUCAACGUCGAUGAUCUGGUGCGUCUGCAGCGCAAAGCAGAUGACAUCCGGAAUAUAUGUAUUCUUGCACACGUCGACCAUGGCAAAACAUCCCUCACAGAUAGCCUCAUCGCGACGAAUGGCAUCAUCUCGCCGAAACUGGCGGGUAAGAUCCGCUACCUCGACUCGCGGCCAGAUGAACAACUCCGCGGUAUUACGAUGGAGUCAUCCGCCAUCUCACUAUACUUCUCGAUGUUACGAAGACCAGCACCCGACGCCGCACCAGAGACGAAGGAAUACCUGAUAAACUUGAUUGACUCGCCGGGCCAUAUCGACUUCAGUAGCGAAGUCUCCACUGCAUCGAGACUGUGUGAUGGAGCACUCGUUCUGGUGGACGCUGUCGAGGGUGUGUGUAGUCAGACCGUGACCGUUUUGCGCCAGACAUGGGUUGAGAAAUUGAAGCCGCUACUCGUUAUCAAUAAGAUGGACCGACUUAUAACGGAACUCCAGAUGAGUCCUGCAGAGGCCUAUUCGCAUUUGAGCAAACUUCUUGAGCAGGUUAAUGCUGUUAUUGGUAGUUUUUAUCAAGGAGAGCGUAUGGAAGAGGAUCUUCUCUGGCGAGAACGCAUGGAAGAACGUGUCAAUGCUGCAGCGGCGAAAGAUAAAGAUCAAGCAAAGAAAACUUCUGCAGACGAUACAGAUGGCACAGCUUCCCAUGCUGGUACAGACCUGGAAGAGUUCGAAGAGAAAGACGAUGAAGAUUUAUACUUCGCACCCGAGAAAAACAACGUGAUAUUCUGCAGUGCCACAGACGGCUGGGCUUUUACGGUCAGGCAAUUUGCAGGGUUGUAUGAAAAGAAGCUUGGAAUUAAACGGUCAUCACUUGAGAAGGUGCUUUGGGGGGACUUUUACCUAGAUCCGAAGACGAAGCGAGUCUUGAGCUCGAAACAUCUCAAAGGACGGGCUCUGAAGCCUAUGUUUGUCCAGCUGGUAUUGGAUAGUGUUUGGGCAGCAUAUCAGGCCACGACUGGCGGUGGGAAAGGAAAGGGUGACCCUGUAAUGCUGGAGAAGAUUACGAAGUCAUUAAACAUCACACUCCCACCUCAUGUGCUUCGAUCUAGAGAAUCCAGAAACAUAUUGUUAGCGCUCUUCUCAUCAUGGCUGCCACUGUCUACAGCUGUGCUUGUAUCCGUGAUGGAAUACCUUCCCAGUCCUCGAACAGCGCAGGCCGACAGACUUCCUGAAUUGAUCAAAAACUCACCUGCCUCUGACUUUGUCGACCAGAAGAUCAAGGAUGCCAUGAUCGAGUUCAAGACUGGCCCGGAUGCUCCUGUUGUAGCCUAUGUCAGCAAAAUGGUAGCAAUACCCGAAAGCGAGAUGCCGCAAAACACCAAACGAGCAGGGACAACAUUAACUGCCGAUGAAGCUCGAGAGUUGGCGCGAAAGAAGCGAGACGAGAUUGCAAAGCUGCAGGCAGAGGCUAAUGAGCAGGGCGAUGACUUUAGCCGAGUCACGUCGGCACUUGCGAACACAAGCCUAGACGACCAAGAAGGCAAGACAGAAGAAAAGGUGGACAAAGAGCAUCUCAUCGGUUUUGCUAGAUUGUAUUCGGGAACAUUGAACGUUGGUGAUUCGUUAUAUGUUCUGGCUCCUAAAUUCUCACCAGCAAACCCACAUGCUAGCCCAGAGCCUAUGAAGGUCACCAUCACAAACUUAUAUUUGCUCAUGGGCCGAAGUCUAGAGCCUCUCAAGUCAGUACCUGCUGGUGUAGUCUUUGGAGUGGAGGGACUAGCUGGACAUAUCCUCAAGACAGGCACAUUAUGUAGCCAGUUGGAGGGCAGUAUCAACUUGGCCAGUGUAUCCAUGUCAAGUCCCCCAAUCGUCCGAGUUGCUCUGGAACCAGCAAACCCAGCAGAUCUCAACAAGAUGAUCAACGGGUUGAAGUUAUUGGAACAAAGUGAUCCAUGCGCACAAUAUGAAGUUCUACCGAACGGUGAACAUGUGAUAUUGACAGCAGGUGAAUUACACUUGGAGCGAUGUCUGAAAGAUCUCCGUGAACGGUUCGCGAAAUGUGAAAUCCAAGCUGGUGAGAUGAUUGUGCCAUUCCGCGAGAGCAUCGUUAGUACUAGUGAAAUAGCACCCCCCAAGAACCCGGACUUGGGACGGGGGGGUGUGUUGACCGUGUCGCCGUCGAAACAAUUGACGAUCAAACUGCGUGUACUACCUCUUCCAACAGAAGUCGCCGAAUUCUUGACAAAACAUGCCGGAACUAUAAAACGACUCCAAUCCGAAAAGAGGGAAAAGGUGGACGAGAAGACUAGAGAUGCAGAAGAAGCCGGUGAAGAAAUUGAAAACAGAGAAGUGGAGGAAGCGGAAUCCCUCGAAACGAAUGUUCUCUCGAUAGCUGAAUUCAAGCAAGAAUUACGAAAAUUGCUUGCGAAGUCGAAGUAUGAGAAUAUCAAUGCAGAUACGGUAGAGAAGAUUAUAUCAUUUGGUCCACGACGGAUAGGUCCGAAUUUGUUGAUUGAUGCUACUACCGCCAAUGCUAGUGAUAAAUUUUUGUCCGAGGAACAAAGAAGCACUCACAACGGCCAACUCAGUCGACAAGAAAUCACCAUUCGCGAUCUCUCUGAUAAGAUCGUCUACGCAUUCCAAUUGGGCACUGGACAAGGUCCUCUGUGCCAGGAACCUGUCCAAGGCAUCGCGGUUGUCCUCGAGGAUAUAGCCCUUCAAGUCGAGAACGAAGAUGCAAUUGACUUUGGUCGGUUGACGGGUGAAGCAAUCCGGAUCGUGCGCGAUUCAGUAUCGCAAGGAUUCCUGGACUGGAGUCCCCGGAUCCUACUCGCAAUGUACAGUUGCGAGAUCCAAGCAUCAACCGAAGUCCUAGGCCGAGUCUACGGCGUCAUAACCCGACGACGCGGACGCAUCCUCUCCGAAACCAUGAAAGAAGGAACGCCCUUCUUCACCAUCCUUUCGUUGUUGCCCGUAGCCGAAUCAUUUGGCUUCGCCGACGAAAUCCGUAAACGAACCUCGGGCGCCGCAUCACCACAACUCAUUUUUGCAGGAUUUGAGGCGCUCGACGAAGACCCGUUUUGGGUCCCCGCGACGGAAGAAGAAUUGGAGGAUUUGGGUGAGUUGGCUGACCGCGAGAACGUGGCGAAGAGGUAUAUGGAUGCCGUGAGGACGAGGAAGGGGUUGUUCGUGGCGGGGAAGAAGUUGAUCAAGGAUGCAGAGAAACAGAAGACGCUGAAGCGGUAG